GUACCCUGCUCGGUCCCUUCGUCCCGCGCUGGUCCAAGGAGUGCCUUUCCUUUGCCAUGUUUGUGUUGUGCCUUUCCGCGUGUUGGCUUAUUUUGAAAAAUUGUCGUGUCCGUUAAAUCCGUUAAAACCGUUAGGCGGCGAAUAACGGAUGUGUUUUGGUUUAUUUCGGUUUUGUUUUUUUCAAUUUUGAAGUUCGUCUUACUGACGUGGAAUCUAGUGAUGAUCUUAUAAGUGAAGAUCUAUUGAAGUGUCGUAGUGUUCCCUGGAUGAGAAAGAGCUAGUCCGAAAAUAGCAGAAAAAUAAGCCAAAGAACAUCGGAAACUCGGCCAAGAUAAUCCUCAGUGAAAGCAAUCUGUUCACACAAUCUCAGGUUGAAGGCGAGUGACAGUGAUGGGCGUGAUGGCAGCGACAGACGCCACCCGAAGUGCUGUAGCAUAGGCCACCCACACCGCCCACUGCUAAUGAGCAAAAUCUCUCUCUCUCGCUCUCUCUCUCCUUUCUCUCGCGUCUCUCCACCGUACACAAAGCCACCGGCCACCGCCCUCUCGCCUCCAUUCCAGCCGAUGACGCUUGACCGGUAACAGAGAGCCUUGCGUGUACAGGAUGCGAUGAGAGGCAGAUCGUCGCUUGUGUCUCCGCGGGUGUCACCUCCGUCAGGAUGCAGACUGCCUACGCCCGUAUGGUCUACGACCGCCACCAGCAGCGGCUGCAUCGGCGGGACGACGUGGAGGUGACUCGUGCGACCACUAUCAAACACUGGCUCAAGGAUGCGUGCAGGAAGCUCAUUGCGUUUAUGUUUACGCAGGUGGGCGUGUGCGGGCUGGUCGUCGCCUACAACAUCGUGGGCGCCUUCGCUUUCCGUGCCAUCGAGGGCGACCAUGGCGACGGAACCCCCGAAGAACUAGCCAGGGACCUUCGGGAGACGCUGGUGGGGCGCCUGUGGAACGUCACCCUCAGGUUAAACGUGCUCGAGGAGGACCAGUGGAGGAAGGAGGUGGUAGGAGCGCUCGAGGAGUACCAGGGCAGUGUGGUACCUCUGGUGAAGACGAAAGGGUACCGGGGUGUUCAUCCGACGGAGGCCUGGUCGUUCUCGGCGAGUUUGAUGUACUCGCUCAGCGUCUACACGACUAUAGGCUACGGCAACAUGACCCCCCGCACAGAAUGGGGCAAAAUCACCACCAUCCUCUACGCAAUCGUCGGCAUGCCCCUUAUGCUCCUGUAUAUGUCCAACGUUGGGGAGAUUCUUGCUAAAGCCUUCAAGUUCCUCUACUUUAGGGCUUGCAGGUAUAACAGACCUAAACGCGUUGUCGACACUGAUUUAGGAGCAUUGGCUUAUUAUAAUUUAGCAAAGAGAGCGGAAGAUAAGGACAAGGAACACAAACUGGACACAGACAUUAAGAGAUAUAUGGCAAGGUGUGAUAUCGGGUCCCUCGGAUACUAUAGGUCAGCGAGCGGUACAAUCAGACCCGUGACAGCUUCCCCGUCGAGAGGCAACGGUGUAAAGACGUCGUCGGGAGAGAAACCUCGGCCGCGGACCAUCCCUAUCACGUGGUGUCUCCUCGUCAUCGCCAUCUACGUGUUCUGCGGCGGCCUCGUGUUCUCGCAGUGGGAGCGGUGGUCGCUGUUGGACGCCUGCUACUUCGCCUACAUUUCCCUCAGUACCAUCGGGUUCGGUGAUCUGAGCUAUAAAGAAGUGGCAUAG
This is a messenger RNA of Penaeus indicus, 1702 nucleotides long. Its product is annotated as TWiK family of potassium channels protein 18-like. The record is from RefSeq and is a predicted model, not a curated record. The transcript has 9 exons. Gene Ontology annotation, biological process: stabilization of membrane potential; potassium ion transmembrane transport. Lineage: Eukaryota; Metazoa; Arthropoda; Malacostraca; Decapoda; Penaeidae. The coding region runs from base 659 to 1702 and encodes 347 amino acids. Gene Ontology annotation, cellular component: plasma membrane. Gene Ontology annotation, molecular function: potassium ion leak channel activity; outward rectifier potassium channel activity.